This is a messenger RNA of Striga hermonthica, 612 nucleotides long. The record is from the annotation of a GenBank genome assembly. NCBI's taxonomy places the organism in Eukaryota, Viridiplantae, Streptophyta, Magnoliopsida, Lamiales, Orobanchaceae.
AUGUUUUGGAUCAAUGGGACGAUCCUUGAUGUUGAUCUAAGGUGGUAUUUUAAUGCAUGCCCGACCUGCGUUAGGAAGGUCGAGCCGCAAGGGGAGAAAUUUUGGUGCUUCCAUUGCAAAGAGGAAGUACCAUUUGCUAACACUCGGUACAAAUUGCACAUGUUGAUUAUUGACGACACGGGAAUAAUGCAAGUUCUUUGCUGGGACAAAGUAGCAAAUGAACUAAUUGGAAAAACAUGUGAAGAAGUUGUUCAAAAUAUGUUGAAGCAUGAAGAUGGGUCUGAUUUGCCGCCUGAACUGUCGGCUUUGAUGGACAAAGCCCUUUUGUUCAAAGUUGGAAAGAAAAAGGAUCAAUUAAGGCCGUACAAUGGAGCAUUCAUUGUUUCUAGAAUUACGGCUGAUCCAAUAUUAGUGAAAAGAUUUGGUGUUAUAGAAAAUGCUCCACAGGAAUGUGAUUAUGAGCAAGGUGAAAUAGACAUUUCACAAAAGCCAAGGGUUGAACCAGUGAAUGAUACAUCUAAUAGAGAACCAAAGAGAAAGGUGUCUGAGGAAGGUUCAAGCUGUGAUGAAGACAACAAAGGAAAGAAGAAAAUAAAGAUGGAAGAAAUUUAA